Messenger RNA from Ilyonectria robusta, 1389 nucleotides. RefSeq lists its product as uncharacterized. The coding region runs from base 1 to 1389 and encodes 462 amino acids. The record is from RefSeq and is a predicted model, not a curated record. The transcript has a single exon. NCBI's taxonomy places the organism in Eukaryota, Fungi, Ascomycota, Sordariomycetes, Hypocreales, Nectriaceae.
AUGUCCCUCCACGAUCAGCCUUCUGAGCUGCUCCGCCUCGUCAUGUGUGAAGUCGGCUCACCUCUUGAUCUGUAUCACCUCAUCUCGGCGUCAGCACCUUGCCUCGCUGUCUUUUCCCUGUCAACAGAGCUCAUUCUCUACUCUGUCCUCCAGAAUUCUUUUCCAUGUGAGUUACAUCGCUACGCAACCGCCAUCUUGAAUGUUCCGACCGUGGUACCCGCUUCGAGAGCAUUGCGCAAAGAAAAGCUCAUCCAUUUCCUCACUCGAUCUUUUAAGGGCAUACCAUUCGACUUCCCUACAACAAGGCUGGAAAUGGUUCCAUUGUGUCGCCUCCACACUCGCCUUGUUCGCCUUUCCGAUGGCUUCUUGGACAACACCAUGCAUAAGUUCGGCGUACUCGGCCAGGGAGUCGCCCACCCCACGCAAUCAUCAGUUGAAACUGCCAAAGUAGUGCAGUCUGAGCUCGAACCAGCCCCUAGAAGAGCUGUCCAGGCCUCCAAAUAUGAGCGUCUACGAAUCCACAAAGCACUCUUGCGAUUUGAACUGUACUGCAAAGUCUUUCCUAUGGCCGAAGGAUACAAAGAUAGCUCGGCCUACGAUGCACACGAACAGUUCAACCUCUUUCUGUCCCAACUCACACCAUGGGAGGUAGAAGGGAUGGCUUGUAUCCAUCAGUAUUUCUCAUCCCUUUUGGCUGACGCCGUCGAUGAAAUCGAGGAACAGAUUGUGAACGCAGUCCUUGCCGCGCCCGGUGUACGCCUACCACCAGCAGACGGGUCAAUGAGCGAAGACACAUACGCAGAUACAGACGAAGACCGUCUAUGCCAUUUCGGCCAUUCAGACCUAGCAAUCCCUUAUAUGCACGGCGAAAUCGGCAGGUUUGACUAUGUGACUCGCAUGAGCCACAUGAGCUCCGGUGGCUUCGAUUUCAUGCAUCAACUAGUUGGCACUGACAAGGCCGGUCGUGCAGAGCUGAUUCGGGGCUGCCAAAUCCGUUUCGGCGAUUUCUUCCCAGAGGCUCUAUCCUGUUCACCAUACUCAGGACCCCAGACCAUCCAGCCGGAGGGCAGUCGCGAGGAUGAUCAGUCAUACGGCAACUUGGGUUACUACAUUUUCAAACCUUCAACCCAGGACAUAUAUUUGAAAAUUAACCUCUUCAACAGAAGGGAACAUUUUUUGCGAGAAUUCGGAUAUGUUUUCUGGGACGCGGAGAGGAUUCGGACUCCUGCAGUUUUCGACAAGCUUCGCCAAGCGGGUGUUUUGGAAGUUGUCGAAUCGUGUCGGCUUUAUGAUCAGAAAGACUACCAGAACUUCAAGAAGCAACUGAGAGGUGUCAUGCUUCCGCAGAAUGAGAUGCGCAGGAUCGAAAAUGAAUUCGGUUCGAUAUGA